Molecule: messenger RNA, 2998 nt
Organism: Pollicipes pollicipes
Lineage: Eukaryota; Metazoa; Arthropoda; Thecostraca; Pollicipedomorpha; Pollicipedidae
Product: protein sel-1 homolog 1
Exons: 13
Coding region: 154-2394 (746 amino acids)
Biological process (GO): ERAD pathway
Cellular component (GO): endoplasmic reticulum membrane
Molecular function (GO): protein binding
Source: RefSeq, a predicted model, not a curated record
CGGCGAAGGGUCACGUCAGCGUUAGUCCUCAUCACUGUCGCUGGAGUCAUCAUUGCUUCGGCGGGUGGACGAUGAAUAGGGGCCCUAUCUGAGCCUUAUCUACCAUCAUAUGUUCAUCUAGUAUCAGCUGGACACUGCUGCAGGAGUGCAGAGAUGCAUCUGCCCUGGCUGCUGCUGGCCGCGCUGCUGGCGCCCUCUGGCGGAGAGGAGCGGCACCAGCCGGAGGUGGCGGCGCCGGAGCAGCCUGCACAUGGUGGCGCCAUGGUCCUGGUGCGCUCUGAGUUGACAGUGGCAGAGUCGACAGAUGGCAUCAAGGGCGAGAAGGGCCGCCAGCUGGAGGAGGAGGAGGGGGCGCCGGGAGAGGCGCGCGGCGCCGCCGGCCGCGAGCAGGAGGCUGACGCUGCGGCUGGCCGCGGGCGCGAGCCACUCGGCUCGGCCGGCGCCGAGGAGCGGGAGGCGGGCAGCGUCAUUGAGCCUCCGCCGCCGGCCGGCACGGGCCCCGGGGACGCCAUCAAGGAGGUGGAGGCCCCCGACCUAAGCGGCCAGGAGCCGCUGCUGAAGAGCAUUGGCGACAGCUACUUCAAGCCCAGCAGUCCGCCAAAGCAGGAGAACAAAGACUCGGAAUUGAUGACGGAGCAGGAGCGGCAAGCGGAGGAGCUUUUCAGCACAGGCGAGAAGCUUCUGUCGCGCUCGCGGCCGGACUGGACGCGCAGCUACCAGCUGUUGGAGGAAGCGGCGCGGCUGGGCCACGAGGCGGCGGCCGUACGGCUUGCCUGGGCGCGCCUGCUCGGCUCACACCUGACCCAGGACGUGCCGGCCGCGCGCGACACCUUCCAGCGGUUGGCCAGCCGUGGCUACCCCGAGGCGCAGAUGGCGAUGGGCUUCAUGUACGCGCUCGGCCUGGGCGUUGACUCGAGCCAGGCCAAGGCGCUGCUUCACUACACGUUCGGCGCGCUGGGCGGCAGCUCCUGGGCCCAGAUGGCGCUGGCCUACCGCCAGUUCUACGGCAUCAACACGGCCUCCAGCUGCGAGGCGGCGCUCAUGCACUACCGCAAGGUGUGCGCGACAGUGGCGGACCAGGUGUCACUGUCGGGCGGCAACACUGUGUCGCGCGUGCGGCUGUACGACGAGGCCGAGAGCACGGGCGGCUCCAGCUCCACCCUGGACGAGGAUCUCAUCCAGUAUUACCAGUUUUUGGCCGACAAGGGCGACGUGCAGGCGCAGGUGGGUCUGGGGCAGCUGCACUACCAGGGCGGCCGCGGCGUGGAGCGAGACCACCAACGGGCCUACGAGUACUUCGUGCAGGCCGCCGACGCCGGCAACCCCAACGCCAUGGCCUUCCUGGGCAAGAUGUACCUGGAGGGCAACGACGUCGUGCAGCAGGACAACACGACGGCCCUCAAGUACUUCGAGAAGGCGGCUGAGUUGGGCAACCCGGUGGGCCAGAGCGGUUUGGGCUUCAUGUACCUGUACGGCAAGGGCGUGCCCAAGGACUUCAGCCGUGCCGUCAAGUACUUCGCCCUCUCCGCCGACCAGGGCUGGGUGGACGGCCAGCUGCAGCUCGGCAACAUGUUCUUCAACGGCCAGGGCGUGUCACGUGACUUCAAGAUGGCCAUCAAGUACUUCAACCUGGCGUCGCAGGGAGGCCACGUGCUGGCCAUCUACAACCUGGCGCAGAUGCACGCCUCUGGCGCUGGUGUGGUCCGCUCGUGCCAGACGGCCGUGGAGCUGUACAAGAACGUGGCUGAGCGCGGCCGCUGGUCGGAGCUGUUCAUGGAAGCCCACAACGACUACAAGGCGUAUCGGUUCUCUGCGGCGCUCACCAAGUACUACCUGUUGUCAGAGCUCGGCUAUGAGACGGCGCAGAGUAACGUGGCCUUCCUGCUCGACAAGGGCGUGGCCAGCCUGUUCCCGGAGGAGGAGAAGUACACCCGCGCGCUGCUCAGCUGGGGCCGCGCCGCCACACAGGGCUACGGCGUGGCGCGCGUGAAGCUGGGCGACUACCACUAUUACGGCUACGGGACCCCGGUGGACUACGAGGCGGCGUUCGACCACUACCGGAUGGCGUCCGAGCAGCAGCAGAACGCCCAGGCCAUGUUCAAUCUGGGCUACAUGCACGAGCAGGGACUGGGCAUACAGCGGGACAUCCACCUGGCUAAGCGGUUCUACGACAUGGCGGCAGAGACCAGCCCGGAUGCCCAGGUGCCCGUGGCACUGGCCAUGGCCAAACUUGGCGCCCUCUUCCUCUUCCGGAUAGCGGAUGAGUCGGACUGGAGCGACUACCUGCCGCUGGCCUCGGUCAACCGGCUGCUGGGUCCCGACUGGGACAUCUACCUGAUGACGCUGCUCUCCGUGCUGCUCGGCUUGGUGGUGUUCUUCCGGCGGCCGCGAUGAGACGCGCCGCGCCCGCCACAGACUGGCGCCUCGCGUCGCUCGGCCGGCGCGCGCUGCGGACGGAUCGGUGCCGGACGCCGGUGGCGGAGUGACGGGACCGGAGGUGGGCCGCGCGGCGCCGCGUUCCGUGCCGGCCGCUGGCUGGUGGCUGACCGGCGCGUGGUGAGCGCCGGCGCCCUCCUCAACGAAGGUGGUGAUUGUAAGUGGGACGUGGCCCGUCGGGUGACGGCCCCCGGGCGAUCGCGUGGUGUGGCGUGACGGGAUGACAUGUUAUUAUUUUCCCUGUGAUAGUAGGGUCGGUUUGAUCACCCAGCCAGACGUGUGUGUCACAGGCGGGCACCAUCGCUCCACUGCUCAGCUUCGGGCCACGUUCGGGCCAGUCAGAGACGUCACACUAUCAUUUGAGCGGGCCGUUCGAACGGCGCUGGUCGAGCCCGGUCACGUGCGAUGCGCCUCCGUGGUGGCGCCCGCCGUCGGUCGGGUGGAUCGGUGACGGUUCGGUGUGGAGUGGGGUGGGCGGCGAAGCGGGAGUGCCGCGGCUGGGCCGUUAGCGCUCUGUCGUGUCCUGUUGUAAGGAGCCACAAUAAAGAGCACCUGAAGUGGA